AUGUUAGUGGAGUUGGGUUUUCCUGAGUAUAUCAAGGUGACUGAUUUGGGUUGUUCCUCCGGUCCAAACACGUUCUUGGCCAUGUCCGGAAUCGUCAACACCAUCAUAGAUUUGUACCAUCAGAAAGGUAGAACUGACUUACCAGAAAUCGAUUAUUUUCUAAACGAUCUUCCAGAAAACGACUUCAACACGACCUUCAAGUUGCUCCCUUCGUUCCAAAAGGGUCUAAAAACAAUCCUCAAAGGAAGGUGCUUCAUGUCAGGAACCCCAGGAUCGUUUUACUCGAGGCUUUUCCCAAAAAAGUCUCUCCAUUUUGUUCAUUUAUCAUAUAGUAUUCAUUGGCUCUCUAAGGUUCCUCAAGGGCUUAAGGAGGAUGAUAACAAGAAGAGUGUGUUUCUAAAUAGUUCAAGCACUCAAAAAGUAUACAAGAGUUACUUGGACCAGUUCCAAACCGAUUUCUCCUUGUUUCUGAAAAUGCGUUCAGAGGAGAUAAUGCCUAAUGGACGUAUGGUUCUUGUUUUCAUGGGUAGACAAGCUUCUGAUCCUAUGUACAGAGAUUGUUUCCACCCACAUGUGGGACUAGUGAAGGAAUCAGAGGUGGAUGCAUUCAACAUGCCGUUCUAUGAUCCAACCAAAGGAGAGGUGAAAGAUGUUAUUGAAAGCGAAGGAUCCUUUGAGAUCAAUAAGAUAGAGACACGUGAAUUUGCUGUUCAUUACGCAAGUGGUGAAGAUGUUGUCGACGAAUCAUCAGAUCAGUUCAAACAGUGGCAAAAUAUCGCAAACAUCAUAAUUAAGAAGUACGCAAUCCACGUUGCCAAGCAUUUGACAGUUUCAGUUCGCCCCACCAAAACGACAGUCAACAUCGUCGUUUCGAAAGGUCCUCACUGGUUGUGA
This is a messenger RNA of Arabis nemorensis, 894 nucleotides long. The record is from the annotation of a GenBank genome assembly. NCBI's taxonomy places the organism in Eukaryota, Viridiplantae, Streptophyta, Magnoliopsida, Brassicales, Brassicaceae.